AUGCUACUGUUCCUCUUCCCUAACCUUGCUGCCUUUCCCACUGUCUCUGACCUCAUUACGCACCUCCGCACAAUUGAAACUCGCUACCGCGCUGCGCUUCCUGCUAAGUUCUGCACCAAGAACCCCCCCCCCCCCCCCCCCCCCAUGUACAUCACCCUCUACUACAUAGUCACCCGGCUCCCUGACUCUCUCCGUGUAGUCAAGGACCACUUCCUCUCAGUUUGCCCCACCAGUCUCACCGUUGACCUCCUCGAGAAGGCCCUCCUACCGAUAGAGAAGAGAAUAGUCCUUGUAGGAGCCUCUCGUGGUGAACCUCGCACCCCCGUCUUUGAGGGGUGUUCUCCCUCCCCCCUCUUGCCCUCUGUUGCCUGUGCUGCUGCGACCGACCUCGUUGGUUUCGAGUCGGUCGUCGCUGCAUCUGCCCCGAGCGGGAGACGCCGCACCGGCAAGGGAAAGGGGGGGCUUGAGGGGGCGGUAGAGGUGGUGGUGGAGGUAGUGGAGGGAGUGGGGGUGGUGAUGGGAGUGGUACCGGGGGUGGCGGCGGCGGCAGCAGCGAUGGAGGCGGUGGAGGUGGCGGAGGGAGCGGAGGCGGUGGAGGUAGUGGAGGAGGCAGAGGUGGAGGAGGCGGCGGAGGCGGCGGCGGCAGCGGAGGCGGCGGCGGCAGCGGAGGCGGCGGUGGUGGAACGGGUCGCGACUCUGCUCAGAGGAGUGGCGCCGGUGGUGCGCGGUGGGGGUUUUGGUCCCUACGCUUACCUCCUCCGUACCGGCGACCGCACUGGUGAGCAGUGCGGAGGCCCGCAGUCCACCCAGCGCUGCUUUGGUCGCCUGACAGACGCGUGGCGUUGCCAGUUCCCUGAGGCGUCAGAGAUCCCUCGCUGGGGAGAUCUGACUAAGGCCGAGGUUGCUAUCUUUGAUCUUGACUUUGAUGCUAUUCUUGCUGCUAUGUAUGCUGUUGAUACUAGUGUUGAGGCUCAGGCCUUUCACACCUUCACCCUGGACUCGGGUGCGUCCCGCUCCUUCUUUCGAGACCGCACCACUCUUACGCCGCUUAGUCGGCCGGUUGCAGUCUCCCUUCUAGACCCCUCUGGGGGUCUUAUCCUUGCUAGCUUCUCCACUUACCUACCAUGCCCGGCAGCCCCCUCUGGCAUCCUGUCUGGUCUCUACCUCCCCUCGUUCUCCACGAACUUGGUGAGUGGAGCGGACCUUCAUGAUAGGGAGGUUGACCAGUUCACUCCUGCGAGUCAGCGAUUGACCCACUGCACGUGUGCUCGGACAGGCCGACACUUGGCCACGUGCACCCGUCCGCCAGGGUCGAGCCUGUACACCCUUACUUCUAAGUCUCCUUCUACUGCAGAGUCUGCCCAGGUAGCUGCGUUGAGUGCGGUGUUUGCUGCGGUGUCCAGCCCGCGUUAG
Molecule: messenger RNA, 1413 nt
Organism: Closterium sp. NIES-65
Lineage: Eukaryota; Viridiplantae; Streptophyta; Zygnematophyceae; Desmidiales; Closteriaceae
Source: the annotation of a GenBank genome assembly